Prosopis cineraria is the source of this 2060-nucleotide messenger RNA. Its product is annotated as protein DETOXIFICATION 12-like. Gene Ontology annotation, cellular component: membrane. The coding region runs from base 140 to 1612 and encodes 490 amino acids. Gene Ontology annotation, biological process: xenobiotic detoxification by transmembrane export across the plasma membrane. The transcript is spliced from 7 exons. Gene Ontology annotation, molecular function: xenobiotic transmembrane transporter activity; antiporter activity. The record is from RefSeq and is a predicted model, not a curated record. NCBI's taxonomy places the organism in Eukaryota, Viridiplantae, Streptophyta, Magnoliopsida, Fabales, Fabaceae.
GGACAAAGCGAGAGAAACAAAGAGUUGAAUCACUCUUUCCCUCUUUCCAUCUCUUUCUUUCUUUCUCACUGCAUCUGUUUUUUUUUUUUUUUCGCCAUUAAAAUACUCUGAGGAAAGAUCUGAGACAGAGAGAGACCACAUGACGGAAGAGACGCUAUCAAGACCGAACCAGAGAGUGCUGGAAAUAGAAAGAACGGACGAGACUACUGAUGAUCAUCAUAAAAAUACUAAACCGAGCUUCAUCACAUGGCGAGCUUUCAAGCAAGAAUUGAAGAUCAUCGUUUAUAUCGCCGGACCUAUGAUUCCUGUUCUUUCUGCUCAAUUUAUUUUGCAGGUUGUUUCGCUCAUGAUGGUUGGUCACUUGGGUGAGCUUUAUCUCUCUAGCGCGACCUUAGCUCUCUCUCUCUCCAGCGUCACUGGUUUCAGCUUUCUGAUGGGAUUGGCAGGUGGACUAGAAACUGUGGGUGGACAAGCUUAUGGAGCUCAGCAAUAUCAGAAGCUUGGAACACUAACAUACACCGCCAUAUUCUCUCUCAUACUAGUUUCUCUCCCACUCUCUCUCAUUUGGAUCUACAUGGAAAAGAUCUUGGUCUUCAUAGGCCAAGAUCCUCUGAUCUCACAUGAAGCAGGCAAGUUCACAAUCUGGCUUAUUCCUUCACUUUUUGGAUUUGCAUUUCUACAACCUCUGGUUAGGUAUUACCAAAUGCAAAGCCUGAUUCUUCCAAUGCUUGUGAGCUCUUGUGCUUCUCUUGUUCUUCAUGUGCCUCUUUGUUGGGUUCUGGUGUUCAAGUCUGGGCUUCACAAUGUUGGUGCUGCAUUGGCCCUUGGUAUUUCAGUUUGGGAAAAUGUGAUCAUUCUUUGGUUAUAUAUGAGAUUUUCUUCUACUUGUGCUAAGACCAGAGCUCCUAUUUCUAUGGAGCUUUUUAAAGCUAUGAGGGAGUUUUUUAGGUUUGCUAUCCCUUCUGCAAUCAUGAUAUGCUUAGAGUGGUGGUCAUUUGAGGUGAUGAUUUUGCUGUCUGGACUAUUACCAAAUCCACAACUUGAAACUUCAGUUCUAUCUAUAUGUCUCAACACUAUUUCAACACUCUAUUGUAUUCCCUAUGGAAUUGGCGCAGCAGCAAGCACUAGGAUUUCAAAUGAAUUAGGAGCUGGGAAUCCAGAUGCUGCACGAGUAUCUACAGUAGUUACAGUGUCUAUUGCAGUGUUGGAGACAAUAUUUGCAAGCACAACACUUUUUGCAUGUCGCCAUGUUUAUGGUUACACUUUCAGCAAUGAGAAGGAGGUUGUUGACUAUGUCACUUUCAUGGUUCCUCUACUUUGUCUCUCUGUUAUCUUCGAUAGCAUACAAGGUGUUCUCUCAGGGAUUGCUAGAGGUUGUGGAUGGCAGCACAUAGGGGCUUACAUCAACUUAGGAGCUUUUUAUUUAUGUGGGAUUCCAAUGGCUGCUGCAUUGAGUUUUUGGGCAAAAUUGCGAGGAAAAGGCCUUUGGAUUGGCCUUCAAUUUGGCUCUUUUGUGCAAACUAUUCUACUUUCCAUCAUAACAUGCCGUAUAAAUUGGGAACAACAGGAAAAUGGAUGGUUGAAUUCCACUUAUAAUAUCAAGGAGACAUAGGCUUCGUUCUAUGUGAAAGAUGCAAGCAUGCUAGAUAUGAUGAACACACAAGUAGUAAAAGUGUGAUUGUUAAUGUGAUGAGAUGUACGAAACCAAAAUUGGAGAUCAAUCGAUUCUUUAAAAGGUUUGAUAAAGUUGUAACAAAGAAGUAAUACAAGAAAGUGGAACUUGAGUAUGAAUCUCGACAGAAGAUUCCUAAGAUGGUCAAUCAAAGUGCACCUAUCCUACACCAACUUGAACAAGUGUAUACCCCUACUAUCUUUAGGAUGUUCCAAGAAUAAUGGGAUCUCCAAUUCUUAGUGGAGUUAUCUACUUGUGAUAAUAAAGAUUCAUUACUCCUAUAUACUACCUAUAUGAUUGAUGAAAAAGGGGAAUGGAGAGUUUAGUUCAAACCUGACACAUGAAAUUUCUUGCCCUUGUAAAAAAUUUGAGAAUAUAGGGAUAUUAU